CGGCUGCGGAGCGCCUCGCCCCCUCGCUCUCCCACGCCCUCCGCACACACCCGGGAGCCGGGGCUGCUCGCAGGGCUCCCACCCAUGGCAGACAGGAGCCCGGCCGAGGGCGCCGAGCCCUCUGCGCGCCGCGAGGAGGCUCCGGAGUGGGGCUACGAGGAAGGAGUGGAGUGGGGGCUGAUUUUUCCCGAUGCGAACGGGGAGUACCAGUCGCCCAUCAACCUGAACUCGAGAGAAGCCAAAUACGACCCCUCUCUGCUGGAGGUGCGUUUGUCUCCGAACUACGUAGUGUGUCGCGACUGCGAAGUGACCAACGACGGGCAUUCGAUUCAGAUUGCCCUGAAGUCAAAAUCAGUGUUAACAGGGGGGCCAUUGCCUCGAGGACAUGAGUUUGAACUACACGAUGUUCGAUUUCACUGGGGGAGAGAAAACCAGCGUGGUUCUGAACACACCGUUAAUUUUAAGGCCUUUCCCAUGGAGCUUCAUCUAAUGCACUGGAACUCCACACUGUACAACAGCAUUGAUGAGGCGGUAGGGAAGAAGCACGGCAUAGCUAUUAUUGCAUUGUUUGUGCAGAUAGGAAAAGAGCAUGUAGGCCUAAAGGCUGUAACUGAAAUACUCCAGGACAUCCAGUACAAGGGAAAGUCCAAAACAAUACCCUGUUUUAAUCCCAACUCUUUAUUGCCAGAUCCUCUUCUGCGUGACUACUGGGUGUAUGAGGGCUCUCUAACCAUUCCACCCUGCAGUGAAGGUGUCACUUGGAUAUUAUUUCGCUAUCCUCUGACUGUGUCCCAAGUGCAGAUAGAGGAAUUUCGUAGACUGAGGACACAUGUUAAGGGUGCAGAACUUCUAGAGGGUUGUGAUGGAAUCCUAGGAGAUAACUUCAGACCAACUCAGCCACUUAGUGAUAGAGUCAUCAGGGCUGCAUUUCAGUAGCAGAAGAAGAACAACAGGAAUAAAUCUUUAUCCAGACCCAAUAAUCUUUGUGAACUCCAUCCAGCUUUGCCUAACAAAUAAUAAGGUAAGGACAUCUCUGGAGGAACAGUGUAAAUUCUUGAACAAUACUAACUUUGAAGGCUAUAGCAUGAUGAUUCAAAGAGAUACUCACCUUUGCCAGCACACAUCAUUGGCUGUGUAUUUCUUAUGCUCCAGAAAUUCAGGCAACUUUGCUGCUAAGAGUAGGGGUGAGCAAAUGCAGGAAGAGGAAACUUUUUUCUUACCACUUUUGUUAUUUUGAUGUAGUUUUUAUACUUUGUGUUCACCACUCUAUUAAGUCUGUCAGUCUUCAUAGAUGUUUAGGACUUGAUUACUUUGACAAAUGAGACUCAUCGUUGUAUUGCCAGAUUCUAACCCUUCAUCAUACUUUAUCUGCUAGAAAAUAAUUUUUAACCUUAGAGUAAAUGCAUGUCAUUUCCUGAGCAGGUCAUUUAAAAAAAAAAAAUCUCCUUAAUGCUAAUACUAAUGAGAUAGCGAUAGACCAGAAUUUAGUUUUACAUAUCACCUUUCAGACUUAAGGAAAUUCAAAUGUAUUUGCAUUUGGUAAUGAUGAUGACGGUGAUGUCCAGUUGGCGGGCACCUUAGCUUGCAUACCAUCAUGACUGUUAAGACUUUCCUUUAAAGAGGGAAUAUUGUUUCCCACUGAGUUUUAAACUUGGCAAAUCAUAUAUUGCACAUGAGUUCAGGCAUUUUUGCAGAAGUUAAGGUAGAUACCAGAGUUAGGGUUCUCCACUACUAAAUGGUCCUUAAAACCUUUGUGGAGAUUUCUAUGCAAAAUGUACAAAAGGCCAGAGGAAUAGAAGUAAUAUUGUGAGACUCUACUGCACUAUAAUCACACUGCUACAGGGAAGGUAUGCCUUUAAUGUAAAUGUUUACAAACAUAUGCCUGGCAUCUCCUCUGGUAGGUGAAAAAAAAUGAAAGUAAAUACUAGUUUAUAUUACUGUCUUUGCCUGGUAAAACAGCUGUUGGCAUGGCUUGAAGUUGAGGUCAUUGAUAAACGAAUCUCUCCUGAAUUAGUGAUGUGCUGUCUUCAAAAGGCUCAGAGUUCUGGUUUGAUUCAGAUAAGAUUCUCCAAAGCUUAUCCAGUUCUCAAGUCUGCAAAAAUGAGCUGGAAAUAAUACAAGGCCAUGCUUUCUGAUGAGAUUUAAGGUAAUUUUGUUUCCAGUUGGAAUUACUGCAAACCAGCCUCUUGCACUGAAUUUCUAUACUUUCAUUCUGUUAAGAACAAACAGAAUAUUUCAGACCACUUGAUGAGUGACUCAUAUUAACUGUCUCAACAGCUAUUAUGAACCCAUCAGGAAAAAAAUAUACCCUGCAAAGAUCAAAAUUAAUCAGCAGAAGCAGAGUAAAGAAGCUGAAAAUUAAUGUAGAGAUCAAGAAAUACUCAUUAAAAAAUCCAACCUUUGAUAGAAGUGUUAUGUUUACUAACAAAUGUAAGAAACCCUGGUAGUCUUUCACUUACCCAACUCUGAACAGCGGAUGCGACUAAAGACCUAAACUCCUCACAUACUCGUGGAAGACUAUUUUGGUGUUUAGAGCAGCAGUUUGAGAGUCAGGAAACUCCAUUCCUUAUCACCCUUCUGCUGACUCAUAUCUCUGGUUUCCAAGUCCUCUGAGGAUUUUCAUUCAUCACAGCUUUUGACCAUGACUGAGGUAACUCUGAACCAGCCUGGGUACAGACAUCAUGUCACUAGAGAUGCAUUCCUGUCAUCACUGGCAUAGACCAUGGGGCUGAGUAAGUUGUUGUUGAAGGUCCUGUGGCUACAGCAGCAACCUCUGGACAAACCUGUCCCACACUACCUUGUGACAUUAAAUUAGUCUUAAUGCACAUAAAUAAGCUGUCAGCCGUCAUACGGACAGAGAGAAGCACCUGGUCUUUUUGGAAAUUUUGAAAGGUCUUGAUUCAAAGUCCACUGAAGUCAGUGGAAACCUUUCUAGAGAUGUGGAAUCGCUGCUGAAACUCUGUGUAAAGAGACAGAUUUGUCAGCAGCUCCUGCUGCUGCUUGGGGCAGAUUUCUCUCUGAUUCAGCUUCACUAAUUUUUCUCCCUUUUAAUUGUACCCGAGGUUGUAACCCAAGGGUGAUUCAGUUUCUAAAAGGAAAACAUUGGCACUUUUUUUUUUCCAGUUAACGUUGUUUCUAUUAUAUGUUAAGUAGGAGUCACUGCCAAAAACUUAGCUGAUCUGAGUGCAUGGAUCAUUAUGUUUAUUCCUGUUAGAAGUUUUGUCAAUUCUUUUAUUGCUGUUUUCCCCCCCCAAUAGCAGAAAAAUUCUGUGGUGUGACAUUCCCAAUUAUUUCUGUAUAAUUUUUUCCUUUACUUUCCAAUUUUUCUUUUUCAGUCUUAAGCAGAAUGUGGACUCUCCAAAGCAUGAAGUGGUUUCCGACUCACCGUGUUGUAUCACAUUUGCACUUAGAUAAUCUUGUUCAGCCCAUCUGUUGGUUAGGCAGUCUCCUGCUGUUGGUCAGCUAGUGGAAGAGGUCUCUGAAGACUGAGUAAAAUUGCACAACUGAACAACACCCAUCACAUGCCAUUUGAUCACCUUACAAAUUGAAAGAACAGGCAACACAAGCAAGUGAAAACAAUGCUUAAGAACAGUGCGAAAAUUGUUUUUAGACCACAUCUCUUUAGGACAGAAAUAAAGUUCUGGUUCCAAAUCUCCAUCACUGAUACACGUCGAAAAUACUGAUAAACAUAGAAAAUCCAAAAUGAAAAGGAAGGUAUUAUAAUCCAGUGUUUAGCCAUUUCUUUCCAUGUAGUGGCUUACCAGUGUGGGAAAGUAGAUAUCUAUAGAGUUUGACAGGCAGAGAGGGGAGAAACAACAUGAAUCAGAGGAUUUACAGUCUGCAGACCACUUGUGUGACUAUGGCUGCUUGAGGAAAUCUCUAUAGCUAUGCAGAGUCUUCUGGUGCCAGCUGUGCUCCCUACAGAGCACAGACAUUUGAUUUCAGCAUAGGAGAGAGAGAAGACAAACUGUAAAUGGUAGAUGUAGUAGAUGGAUGUCACUAAACAUAGCAAUUUCAUAAGAUUGUGAGUCUCUGUAAAUGUAUAAUGAAGUAUCAGGUGCAUGCAAAGACCAUACUUAUUCACUGUAGUGUCUUCAUUUCUUGGAUUAUUUCCUUAAUCACUUUUUUAAUAUUUUCAUAACUCUUUUUUCUUUUUUUUUGCAACUUAAAAAGAUGCUGAAUGAAAAGAUGGUGAUGAGUGAGAGGAGGGAGAGGGCUGGCAGAUUGUGUUCAACAUCCUCUACAUUCCCUUAUUAGUUUAGUCAGACACAUUAGUUCACAUUAUGAGAAACAGAUGAGAAACUGCUAAAACGUACAUUAUGGAAAACAUUAGGGGAAUCUGCUAAGCAUACAUCCAAAUAACGUCAAACCAAUAGCGACUCCAGCUGAGGGCCAGCUGACUCACCAAACUCUGUAAAUCUAAGCUAUACAGCACUUACAGUGUGCAUAUUCCUGCUAACCAUCAGACAGGUUGAGUUGUAAUGCUGAGUAGUCAUUGCAUAAACUGUGUGCAAGAGGCAAAGGAGGAAAAAAAUAAGAGGAAGCAGCACUUCAGGGAAAGAAAGUGAUCACAGCAUCCACCUUGUCUGCAUUAUACCUCUUCUUCAGCACAAUGUACAACUUUCAGCUACUCCAGAUGCUUUCUUGGGUGCAUUGCAUCACAUUUCCACAAGCUUUUCUUUUCCUUGAGUUUUCUUCUUUUGUUGCAGAAAGGUCAGUUUAUGUUCUCUGCAAGAAAAUCAGCUAGAAUGUGUCAAGUGUAAUAAAGUUCUAAAGAAAUAAAAAAAGAGUAUUUCAUAGAAUCAUCUACAGAAAAUCAUCUGUGGCUUGGCUGAACCUUUAAAAUAAAUGCUUGUGGUUGCAUGACUAGCUUUUCUUUUGAGCUGACCUGUAGAAGGGAUCAGCAGGACUCGUAUGAUACUCAGCUCUGCUAAUAAUUUGACUUUUUCAUUUAGCGUGGCUUGAUGUCCAUUUCGCAGAAUGAAAAAUACAGUAUCUGUGUGAGAUGAGGUCACUGCAUCAGAGUGACUCUUGCAUAAAAAUCUUUCUUACACUGGGAUUCAGCACUUCAAGGAUCUCCAAACUUUUGAGUAUCUUUAGGUAAUAAAUUUUGCAAACCUUUCAAGUAGCAUGGCUCAGAUCUUUGUGCAAUACUGCAAAAAACAAGACAAAUUGCUCCUUUUCACUCAGGCACCUUCAUGCUAACAAUGUGAUUUCUAGGAAAAUUCUGUCUCUUGUAAGACAGAUUUAUACACAUUUUGGUGUUGGUAUUCCAUAAAAAAAUCACCUAUGAUAUAUUUUAACCGCAGUGGGUUGUUUUUGUUUGUUUGUUUGUUUGGUUGGUUUUUUUUUUUAAGGAUGAUGCAGGUGAAGUCUUUGAUUUAUAUUUUUACAUACUUUGGAAAUGUCAAUAAUUAUGUGAUAACCAUUGCCGACAAAGACUAAAUUGAUAUUGCAUUUUCCCUGUAAAGUAUGAAUAAAUAUAAAUAUGACAAAUGUAUAGCCUCUGGUAACAAGUGUUGGGGCUUCAAUAACUACUAAAGAGAGACAAAUCAUUCCUAAUAAAUAAUGUACACUGUGCAUCAGACAAGUCCCCUAACAGGAUGGUUAUCAUUUCGAGCGUACAUAUUUGUGUGCAAAAUCAGAUAUAUUCCUCUUCCAAAGCAACCAGCAUUAGAAAAAAAUGUGAAGUCACCAUUCUCCUGGUUUUGAUUUGAAUCAUAGAACCAUAGAAUCAUAGAAUCAUAAAAUCAUAGAGUCAUAGAAUCAUAGAAUAGUUUGGGUUGGAAGGGACCUUAAAGAUCAUCCAGUUCCAAUCCCCCCUGCCAUGGGCAGGGACAUCCCACUAGAUCAGGCUGCCCAAGGACCCAUCCAACCUGGCCUUGAACACUUCCAGGGAUGGGGCAUCCACAACCUUCCUUGGCAACUUGUUCCAGUGUCUCACCACUCUCAUGGUGACUUGCUCCUUGUUCAAGCCCAUCUGUUUGUGUUCCUGCAUGUGGUGCCUCACCAGCUCAUCUGCCUGCCAGUACAUACCUUUAUAUAAGGUCUUGUGGCAUUCUGCUGUCUUUCUUAGAAACUUUUCCAUUGUUGCUUUGCUGUUCUUUGUUUUAAGAUCCCUUUUAAUUUCUAAUAAAAUCUUCCUGGUUUCUGCUUGCCACUGGUGCCAUGAAUGGAUGAAGUUCUGUAUUUUUGCUUUCUCUAUUAACGCUCAUAAACACAAUAUGGACUGCCAUUUGCUGCUGUGUGUCUAAAAUAUAUUGUGUAUCAAAUUAAAGGUGCUUAUUGACUAUUAUUAUAUAUUUUAAAAAGUCAGCCAGGGUCAUAUGGAAUGUGAAAGCUGACUGCUAGCUUUGCUCCAUAAGUUUUCCUUCACACUUUAAAUGGAAUUUUCUCCAGCCAUGUUUGAACCAAUUCUGCAUUGGUUUUCCACUAGCUCUCUUGGUAACUAGAAAACACUGACAUAAAUGUAAUUAAAAAAACAAAUCUGAUACUUCUAUAUGUAAAUAUCUGCAUAUAUCAUUGUGUGUAAUAUGGAAACAGGUAAAUAUAUACAUGAUUUAUUUACUAAAUGAUGACUAGCUAACAUUGACCAAAUAGAUGUUAUUAAAUAGAGAAUAAUUGCAGAAGACUUUCAGUGUUUGAUCUGCAGUUAAACAAAAUGUAGCCAAAAAUGUGGUUGGUUGAUUUUGAGCAAUAAAUGUGUUUGACUAAGGAAAAAACCCCUUUUGUUUGUUUAUAGAUAGUGCACAAAUAGAAUUUGAAGUUAAGCAAGUUAGGUAAAUAAUUUGUUGUGGCUUAUUUGCUCACAGUAAUACAACUUCACUUUUUCCUAUUGUUAUCUAUAACAUUGUUUCCUUUACCCCCUUCUCAAUUCUUCUGCACAGACACAAAAUUGAUAGCUACAUAGAAGGAGUAGCUGACAGCUUAAUAAAAAAUUAUUAGGGUCUGAGGCAUAUUUCCAAUAGCUGCUCAUGAAGAGAUGGGUGGUGUAAUCCACUGCAGUGUUUAAGUGGAGUUUCUUUUGUCAGCACCUACUAUUAGAGAUGGUAACACUCAGUGGGACUAGAGUGUUUGCAUCUCUUUUUAGGGAAUUUGCAGUUUUAGGUGGCUGAAAGCAAGCUGCAGUACAAGAGGGACCUUGCUUUUUGUCUCAGCAGAUGCAGACAAGCCAUAUACUGUUUGGAGGAACAUUGGCUGUGUUUUGGACAGCUUUUUUGAAGCUAGGUACUGUCUCAGUAAAUUAUUUCUCUACAUGCUUAAAAACAAGGGAAAAUCAUGAUGGUGGAAUUGUACAAGAUUUACAAAAUAACUAAGAGUGAAUAUUCAGAGUAUCAGAUUUCUCCUUUGUAAUUUAAACCUAUUUGCUACCCAUGAAUGAUCAAAGCAUCAGAGGAAAGUGGAGAUUUUUCUCAUUUGCUGAGGCACAAUUGGUAAGGAGUUGGUGUUAAAAGCUGGGAAGUAUAGCUUAAUUUUUUCAGCCAGCAGUCAAGCAGUUAAAGAGAGUUACGUGGUUAAUUGUGAAUGUUAUUACACAAAUUGUAAGCUAAAAGGGCACAGACUGCUUUUAUGUAUAUAGUUCCAUCUAUUCAUUCUACUGAAUAGCCUGAUUUCCAAGAUUGUCCUAGUUUGGGUGGCACUAAUAGAAGUUGUAUGUUGUCGGGAUUGUGGCCAAAAUGAUUAUGGAAUCAUAUUUGUCUCAGUCAAGCUAAUUUUGUGAUUUCUACUAAGUCCCUCAAGUCAACAUAAAAUCAAUAUCCCGUGUAGCUAUGUGUAAGGUCUGUGUAACACUUUUGUACUUAAUUCAUUUUAGGCAAAGGCUAAUUCUCUGGAAAGCUAAAAUCUAUAGGUUUUCUUGCCUUACUUUACAGUCUGUUAAUACAUAGAAGGUACUCAACAGAAGGACUGGAGGAGUUGACCUGCAUCGAUUUUAGCAAAGUAGACUGAGAUAGUCACAAUUACCUUGUGGAAUCUUUAAUGUAUCUGCAAUCAAGGACAAUCAAGCCUUCAAAUAUGGUUAUCAGAAUUAACAGCAUAGGAAAAUAUGGUACAAGUACCAGCUAAGAAACUCACUCAGUUGCAGCAAAGAAAAUAGCAUUAAUAUUGGGCUGCAUGAUCACCUCACCUUUAGCUAAAAGGAACCAAUGUUGUCUAUAAUUGUAGUUCGCAGUACUUUGCUUGCAUUUCAGCAACUCUAUUAUGCUUAUUAUUGUAAUAAUUAUUAUUUUAAAAGGCAAAUUCUAGCCAUUUUAUAAAUUAUCUUCCUAAGCUGAAUGCUUAUGCUUUGGGGAAAUGAGCAAUUUUAGUGUAUUAUUCCUUAAAUAUCAUCUUUAGGAUGAAUACUUCCAAUAAAAUGCCUUAUUUGUUCCUCCAGUAAGAGAAAGGCACUGCAGUUUCUUGGACUAGGAAUAAAAUCAAAAUAAACACAAUAUACGGAUGUUACAAGAAAUGUCAUCCUGCCAAAAUAUAAGUUAAUAUCACAGCAUCACAGUGAUCAAGCUGUCAGUUUGUAUGAAACAGUGCAUCAUGUAAAGGCACUGUUUGGAAAUAGCACUGUACCAAUUAUAAAAGACAGAAAGAGAGUCCUGUCAUUUCAUGAUUUGAAAUAUUAAUGCCUUAACUCAAACACAUAAGAGUGUUAGCAAGUGCUGCAGCAAUUAAAACUCAAAAUACAGAUAGCACUUAAGAAAUAAAAUAUUAAGGUGUACUGUGUUUUGUAAAGAUUGAUAUAUACAAAGUAAUUGACAACAGAAGCCAGAAGAGAUUAAGUGUCAUUUGUAUAGCCAACAAGGGUACCAGGACAUUUUUAUUCGCAUGGCAAGCCUUCUAUUUUUUGCUCCCCAAAACAACCAUUCUUUACCUUUUUAACUUCAUCUGAACCAGACCUGAAGCAUUUAGAAUAAUUUUAUUUUUGUGACAGCAGCAGAGAAAUGUGAGGUGUGAUUUAACUAGAAAUUGUAAGUAUUUUGUGAUCAUAGGAGAAAAGCUAAAAAUAUCACUGGAGAAUUUAUAAUAUUAAUUCAUGGUGCAGUCUCUUUCUCAACUCUCUGAUUUUAUUUACUUUAAUUCUAAUAAUAUAUUCCAUAUUCAGCCAAACAGCAUUAGAUAAGUACAGAAGGGAAGUUUUACCUUCAUUUUGUCUUGUGUCUGUGUUUCAUUUUAACCAUUUUAAGUAAUAUUGAUACUACUUAGCUUUUUUAUGUGUAGAGUGACUAUUCUUGCAAGCCUCUGGAGAGAUGGAAAAUCGUCCUUAACCUCAUUUUACAUCAAAAUCCUGAUUCAUAGAGAUGCUGAGAUACUUGCCUGAGGUUACAUUCAAAGGACCAAAUCUAGCAAAAUAUGUAAAAAUGUGCUCAAGCACACUAACACUGAAGACAUAGUGAGUUCCAAAUCUUGAGGACUGAUCACCAGGAAAGUAUGGUUUCCUUUUGUGUGGUUCGGGAAUGGUUGAUUGUGGCCGAUUGUCACGCUGGUAUGCAAAAUUUUGACAUGGAAGUUUAAAAACAAAUUGUCCUUGACCAAUGUGGUUCAAAUAUAAGUCAGGUCUGUAUCAAUAAUUUUGCUUACUGAGUUGUAAGAUUGUUUUCUUUUAAUUCUAUCUUUGAAUUGGGAUGCAGACCUGCUGAUAUUAUGUCAGGGUUUAACAGGGGAAGAUGGUGCCAGGAGGCAAUGCUAUGAAGGUCCAUGAGA
Molecule: messenger RNA, 9690 nt
Organism: Cuculus canorus (common cuckoo)
Lineage: Eukaryota; Metazoa; Chordata; Aves; Cuculiformes; Cuculidae
Gene: CA8
Product: carbonic anhydrase 8
Exons: 9
Coding region: 85-936 (283 amino acids)
Molecular function (GO): zinc ion binding; carbonate dehydratase activity
Source: RefSeq, a predicted model, not a curated record